Molecule: messenger RNA, 330 nt
Organism: Acanthoscelides obtectus
Lineage: Eukaryota; Metazoa; Arthropoda; Insecta; Coleoptera; Chrysomelidae
Source: the annotation of a GenBank genome assembly
AUGUUAGCCACAGACCAACAGGCUGCCGCCAGUUUUUGGUCAUCAGAUAUAGGAGCGAAUAUUCCAGAUCAUACGGAUCUGUUUUCGUCAACACAUGGGGUCGUUCAGACUCACCCCAGCUUGGGGGCCACUGGAGGGAUUGGGGGCCAGAAGACGUCUGGUUCAACGUAUAGACACUUAGACUAUAGGACGUCAUCGACAGCAGAACUACGAAACAACCCCUCACUGUCGCACCCCAACGAAUGUGCGAGAGCGUGUAGGGAAGGAGAACCGCCUAAAAUAUGUUACUAUCACUUCACGUUAGAGUUCUACACGGUGCUCGGGGCGUAA